Molecule: messenger RNA, 1300 nt
Organism: Umbelopsis ramanniana AG
Lineage: Eukaryota; Fungi; Mucoromycota; Umbelopsidomycetes; Umbelopsidales; Umbelopsidaceae
Exons: 1
Coding region: 86-1222 (378 amino acids)
Biological process (GO): chromate transport
Molecular function (GO): chromate transmembrane transporter activity
Source: RefSeq, a predicted model, not a curated record
UUCAACCGAACUCUUGUAUAGCAUUGGCUUGGUCUAUGGUGGAUUUGUGAUUGCUAUCUAUGUAUUCUUACUUUGGAGCUUGCCGAUGUUUUGCGUUAUGACUGGUUUUGGCGUGGCAAUCGGCAGCGUUUCCUCUAUUCCACUAUGGGCAACUCGCUUGAGUCAAGGUCUUGCUUCAGCUGCGAUUGGCCUUGUGGCAAUAGCAGCUUGGAAAAUGGCUCGAUCCAAUGCUCCAGAUAAUAUUACCAAAUUAUUGUUAAUGAUCUCGGCAUCUAUCAGCAUCAUGUACUCCGCAGCCUGGUUGUACCCAGUUCUCAUGAUAGCUGGAGGUAUCUUCACCUACGGCCUUCAUUUAUUUAAACACCUCAAGGAGAAGCCCAAGUACAACGGUUCAGGAUCGCAAGAACAACAUAAUCAACAAGCUUCGCAGCUGCAAGAUGAGCAGAAUCGACAACAGGUGUCACCUGGGCUAGAAGAGUUGGAUGACACAAACGAGGGUAUUCGCCUUCGUAAUGUCGAUAGUAUCGAAGAACAACAGUUGAACGUUGAUGAGGAGCCUCAAAUGUUUAGCUAUUCUCAAAAGCUUGGAUUAGUAUUCUUCAGCAUUUGGCUUGUCCUGCUCAUCGCCGCUAUUGUUCUCCGGUCCACUUCACUCGCCAACCAUGUCGCCCAAGUCUUCUCAACAUUUUAUUUCGUCGGUUCAAUCAUUUUUGGAGGUGGCCCUGUUGUGAUUCCACUGCUGAAACAAUACACGGUAGACGAAGGUUGGAUGACAACCAACGAAUUUGUCAUCGGUUUGGCUUUGAUCCAGUCACUUCCUGGACCUAAUUUCAACUUUGCGGCAUAUUUGGGAGCACUAGCUUUACGAGGGACUGUUGGUAAUUCGAUUGGAGGAGCCAUUUUAUCCUAUAUUGGCAUCUUUUUGCCCGGCCUUUUGCUCAAGAAUGCCGUUAUACCAUUUUGGCAACGCUUUCGCACCAAAGCAUACAUGCGCGCUUCCUUCAGAGGAGUCAAUGCCAUGGCUACUGGUUUAGUAUUUUCAGCCAUCUGGAUCUUGUGGACGCAAGUCAACACUGGUGGCGGUAAUUUGUCAUACCACCUGGUUAUUGCGAGUUUGGCUUUCGUUGCCUGCGAGUACUUUAAAAUUCCUGCCCCCAUUGUAGUUAUUUUGGGAGGUUGUAUGGGGGCCAUUGAAUAUGGAGUUCAACCAACUGCUUCAUAGAACAAGAAGAAGAAUACUGUGGUAUUAGCCUGCAUGAGCCGAAAUGCCAGUUAUUUUAGUACAUUUAAUUUUUAACAU